Molecule: messenger RNA, 4074 nt
Organism: Ruditapes philippinarum (Manila clam)
Lineage: Eukaryota; Metazoa; Mollusca; Bivalvia; Venerida; Veneridae
Exons: 5
Coding region: 267-689 (140 amino acids)
Biological process (GO): negative regulation of apoptotic process
Source: RefSeq, a predicted model, not a curated record
ACCUGUCUAAUCAAUGAUCUACCGCCUGCAGGUUGCCUAGAGAUGUAUACCAUAGGCUGGUUUUGUCAUGUGUAACAAUACAGGUUGGAAUUAUUCAUUAAGAGACGAAGUUUGCUAAGUUAAGUCCAUAUACAGAAUUCCGAUAUCGGUUAUACCACAGUGUUCGUGACAGUAGCCGUUCUCACAGUGGAAGACAUAUUGAAUGUUGUUAGUUUUCAGUUCUUCUGAGGAUUUGAUAUCAAAGCACUUAUAAAAAAAAAUUAAAAAUGUCAGUUAUAUUGUCAGCGUGCCGUCGUCAUUCGAAACAAAAAGUUCUUGCCCGGGCUUUAAAGAAAAAGGCAGAGAAGCAGCAACUGAAAACUCACGGGAAACUGAAGAAAGAAGAAGAAUUACAAGAGCUGGAGAACUAUGCGAACGAGGCAUUUUCUAAAAUGUGGCAGUUCAUUGUGGAUGACGAGGAAUACACGAUCGUGUUGCAUCUGGCCUCUGAUAAAGAUACGGUUGAUAUCUAUUGCAAUUAUGACGAAAUGACAGAUGUUAUGACAAAUUGUUGUCAAGGUGAAGCAACGUUUGAUUUCGUCUUUGGAGCAGCAUAUAAGGCCCGAAUUACAUGUACCCAGGGAAAACAUGGAGAGGGGUUGGUCCAUACACUGACAGUUAAUGGCUAUGCAGUACCUGAAGCGGAAUAAAUGAUCAUCGAAAGGAUGCUAACGGACACAGUAAAGUUUUGAUUAAUUCAAGAAAUGAAACGAAAAUAUCAGAAUUAAUCGAUUAUGGGUUAAGAACAAGUUAAUAUUUGAUAAUAUUUCUAGGAAUGAAAAUGUUUUCUGCUGAAGCAAGAUAAGUUGUGUAAAUAUUAUUUUUUAAAGUUAGCAUUACUUUUAUAAACGUUUUGGUUGCCAUUUCACAGUUUACUUCUUAUGUUAUUUUAAUGACUUGCUUGUAUUGCAUUUUAACAUUAACACUUUAAAUAGUUUAAUUGAACUUGUCCAUCUUUUAGCAUGGAUAAAAUAAUUUAUCAUUUAUAGGGAAAAUUUCGAGAUAAGUAUUAACUGACUAGCGAACAGUGCAGGCCAUGAUAAGACGGCACCGAUAUACCGGUGCUGGUCGCAAGCUUACAGCAAACUUAAGGCUAAUUUUUAAAAAAAUAAAAUGUACUGGCCUUUCGAGUACAAAAUGAUAUUCGCUUUGUGUAAACAAAAUGGUUAAAAAAAAUUCUUUUCAGUAUUUUUAAGAAACAAUUUUUUUUAAUAAUUUCAAACAAUAAGUUUUAUAUAACAAUGUUAAUGUGAAGUAAAACAAUACGCAUCAUCAACAAAAAGUAUAUUGUACAUUAAGGCAAUAAUGUUAACUGCGAAGAAGCAGAAAUUGAUAGAAAUAAUGUAGAAUGAAUGUUUGAUUGUAUUUUGAAUAGAUUGUAAGUAGAAUGUAUUUUGUCAACUUUAAAACAUAUAUUUGAAAUAUGCAAUUUGUUCUAAAUUAUAGUUUUGUUUUUGUACAUACUGUUGAAACAAGUUGUUCCUUAUUUUGUAUAGCAUAGCAUUGCUAGUCUUUCAGAUGUUGUGACCUAGUUAUAUUUUAAAUGAAAAGUUUAUUUACUGAUCGGUUAUUAGCUUUGUUAAUUAAUUGUUGUUUACGGUAUUUUUUUUUCAAUUGAAUGAGCGGCUUUUAAAAUUUCUGUAAAAGAGAAUGGGUAAUUGGUAAUUAAGCUUUAUAGAUAUCUUUUAUUAGUUUUAGAAUUGUUACAGUUUGGUUAUGUUACACUGUUAUAACAGAUUUGCCUUACAGUGUUUGAAAUGAAAUAACCAGCAUUCGUACGAAAACCUUUUUAUAACUUGUUUAUGUUCAUUUUCUUAAACCCUUUAUAAAAUAAAUUAUUUCAAUGAGAAAUGUUUAAUAACGAUUACUGGAAAUUUCUAUUUCGGUGUUUUCUUUUUUACUUUCAGAAAUGCAUUUUCUUACAUUUCGAAAUUCAAAUAAUGUAGUUCAAAAUUCUUAGGGUACCGCACUUUUCAAUUCACGGCGUGCUCAUCAUUAACAACUUAAUGUGUACACUUUAAACUAUACUGUAAAGAUGUAUAUUUUAUGAUCUGAGUUCAAAAUUUUGGACUAAGGGGAACAUCUGUUUUGAAGAUAAGAAUGUUAUAUGAUAAUACGAAUUGUUGUUUUCUUUACGAGUGAUAAAACCAAAUCUGCCGGGCAUAACUGCAAUAGAUUCUUAACAAAUGUAUUUGGUCAAAAUUUAAGUGAAAAGUAUUUUAUAAGGAAUUCCGGCAAAUAGAAUAAACAAAGCAUGUAACAUUUUCAAUUUUUGUCGCAUUGAGCGUUAUUUUUGAAAUUUCAUAUUAGGGUCAUAAUUAUUCAUAUUAGGGUCAUAUUUUAGAGGUGUUUAUUAACCAUCUAAAUACUCACAGCAUCAAUGACUUGCAGCCUGUAUAGUGCCAGACCAGUCUGCCUCUUAGCCCAAGCAUCAUGGGUUCGAGCUCUAAGCGGGGCACAACCAUGUUUCUUCAUAUGACACCAGUACUUGUUGGUUCCAGGAGUGGACUUAAAAGUGUUUGCAAGAACUUGUUUCGCAAAUAAUUUAUGUUUAAACCAUAUAAUAAAGGACUAAUUAAAAUAUACCGCAUACACAGUGAUAAUACUGGUCAAACUGAACGCAAAAAUAAAGCCUAUAAAAUAUAGCCUGUGUUAUAAACUUAUAAUUAUCCCCAUUUUAAAAAAGAAUUUUACUUGAGAUGGUUGAAAAAAGUAAAAGAUUUUGACGGACAUAAUUUCCGAAAAUAUUUUUUUUUUGGCCGACAGGUCUUAAAAUCGUUUGAUUUGUCCCGGAGUAUAUUCCGAACGUAGCUCGCUGAGUUCCGUAAAAGUACAGAAACAUUGCCACGUAAUCUAAUUUGAAUGACUUAUAAAAUGAAAGCGAUGUCAUUCGAGAAUUUUCGGUCAGAACAAUACAGAAACAGAUCGCUCGUUGUUUUAUUUCUGAAAUGAACUAAGAUAUGUUUGCUUAAACAAUACCCAGAGAAGAAAUAAAAUGAAAACUCACCUACGUUGUUGACAUAUAAAAUUUACAUGGGCGAUUCCAAAUCAAAGGGAAAUAACCAUGCAUUUAACUAUUUUAUUAAACUAUUAUAGUUUCAAUACACGCGAAAUUCGCACUAUGAAAUCGAGAUUACCCAGUUUUGUAGAAGUAGAAUGCUUGCGUUGUGUGAGACCAGUUGUUGGUUUGAGUCUCAGGUGGAGCUCUUUUUCAGUAUAUUUUUUUGGAUUUUGUUUGCAAUACAUAAAACAUUACAAGUAAUUGAAAUUAUCUAGUUUCUGUAUUUGGAUUAUCGCCGCCGGUACUUGGCACCCAAAAGUAUUAACGCAUUUGGUUUUUACCGACUGCACCGGGGAGCAAACAAAAACAGUUGCUGUAAUAUUUAAUACUGACUCUGCACUCCCUGAUUCCUGGAUCUGUUACAAAACUGUGUUUUUCACAGAGUGCGGUUUACCUGUACACCGGCAGAUAUGCAAAUUAGAAAAUUACGCUUAUGUUAAAAGGACAAACAUAAAUACUUUUUUUAACGUAAAUAUGUUUUUGAAGAUUUUGGUUUAUAUAUGACAACAUUUUAUGAAUAACAUGUUUUUCAUAUAGUUGACAAGUAUUAUCACCUUAAGAAGCGGAUAUUUGUAAAUUUAUUCAUUUCUCAAGUUUUUGUUACAUUCUUAUCAUUUUUUAUUUUUUCAGUUUGAUUUUAGAACAAAUAUCAGUAGGGUAAAAACUUAGAUCGUGAAUGAUAUUGUUAUGUAAAUGCAGGUAUUAUAUAAUACCUUUAAUGGUUUGUUUUAUUAAUACACAGAGGGCAAAAAAAAAUUUUCUGUAAAAUAAAAAAAAAGAUGAAAACUUUUGUUAAUAUUGAAUGAUUUCAUCUCCGAUUUUCAAACUUCAUCUCAAUUUAUAAACACCUGUUAAUUUGAAUAAAAAAACUAUGAAUAAAGGUGUGUUGAUGCUUUAAAGUAGCAUGCCUCCAGAUCAAUGCUAACUUUCAUGAAAAUUUUGCAAAUGUAUUAAAAAGUAAAUUAUUGCAAAAU